Messenger RNA from Candidula unifasciata, 906 nucleotides. NCBI's taxonomy places the organism in Eukaryota, Metazoa, Mollusca, Gastropoda, Stylommatophora, Geomitridae. The record is from the annotation of a GenBank genome assembly.
AUGCCUCUUCCUGCUGCCUUAUUAGCUCGCUUAGCAAAGCGAGGAAUACUAGAAGAUAAGACAGAAACAAAAACCACUUCUAAAACAGAGGAAGUUGAGGAAGUGUUUGCGGAGGACUAUGAUGACCCAUCCAAGCCAGAAGCUGCUCCUCCAACUCAGCCACAACCUGUUAUUCUUCCACAACAGCCUAUAAUUCCACAUCUUUCUCAGGAUGUGAUUGAUGUGGUUGGAGAUGAGCCUGUUUUCUUUAAGACAACAGCGUGCCCAAACAGGAGUAAUCCCUAUCAUGAAUGUUCGGCCUACUGCAAGAAACGAUAUGGCAUGCGAGAUUGGGACCCAGAUGAUGAUAUGAUGAAAAGGCGGGACAGAAUGUUACGGAAAUAUCCUCUCCCCGAAGGAUGGGUUGAGGUUGGAGAUUUUGACACAGGCCGUUACUAUUACUGGAACGUUCAUACAGACGAAGUGUCAUGGCUGUCACCAUCACAUCCAAGAGCUCAGGUGUCCCGCUCUGCUGAAGUUUUAGGCAUUGUUGGUAAAAUAGGAAACCUAGAUAGUGAUGGGGAAGAGAAAAUGGAAACCAUGGAGACGGUCGCCAGCAGUGAGGAGGCAAGCAAUAGUGGCAGUGACACCUCCCUGUCAGACGAAGAAGAGGAAGAGUUUGUUGAAAGAAAACCAAAGAGAGGCAGAGGAAGACCAGGCUAUGUCAAGAAAGAUGCCCUUGAUCCAAUGGACCCAGCAGCAUACUCGGACAUACCUAGGGGAGGAUGGAGUGAGGGGCUGGAUCAGAGAGGAAAGGCUAAAACUGGUGUGGACACAACAGCAUCAGGGCCUUUAUUUCAGCAACGGCCAUAUCCCAGCCCUGGCGAAAUCCUUCGUGCCAACCAGGGCCUGAAGAAAAAGAAAUAA